AUGCGCUCAUCAACCAUUCUUUCGAGCGUCGGCGCUCUAAUCUCUGUUGCUGUCGCGGCACCGUACACCGGAUCCCAUGGUCUAUCUCAGCGACAGACCUGUGAAUUCGACUCCGCCAACUCGCCUGACUGCUGGGGAGACUUCUCUCUCUCCACGAACUGGUAUGAGGAAGCACCUGACACGGGUGUUGUCCGCGAGUACUGGUUUGAAGUUGCUGAGCACACCGCUGCCCCUGAUGGCGUUGAACGUCUCGUCAUGAGCAUCAAUGGUUCUAUCCCAGGUCCUACCAUAUACGCAGAUUGGGGUGACACAAUUGUGCUUCAUGUCAACAACGCAUUGACCACCAACGGCACAAGCAUUCACUUCCAUGGUAUCCGACAGAACCACACCGCUCAGGAAGAUGGUGUUGCAUCCAUCACUCAAUGUCCUGCAGCUCCUGGUGAUUCCCUUACUUACACCUGGAGAGCAACUCAAUAUGGAACUACCUGGUAUCACUCGCACUUUAGCCUCCAAGCAUGGAAUGGAGUUUUCGGUGGAAUCGUCAUUAAUGGUCCUGCCUCAUCAGCCUACGAUGUGGACAAGGGCAUUAUAUUCCUCAAUGACUGGUACCACUCUACUUCUGAUGAACUUUUCGUGACAGCUGCUACCUCUGGUCCACCUCCUUCCCAGAAUGGGCUGAUCAACGGUACGAACGUCUACAACAGUGGCGGCUCGAGAUUCCAAACAUCUGUCACGGCUGGACAGUCCUACCGCCUCCGCCUUGUUAAUGGUGCAAUGGACACCAUGUUCAGAUUCUCUAUCGACAACCAUACCUUGACGGUCAUCUCCUCCGAUCUGGUUCCUAUUGAGCCGUACGAGACAGACUCCGUCAACGUCGGUAUCGGCCAACGCUACGAUGUCAUUGUCACAGCCAACCAGGAUGCUGGAAACUACUGGCUCCGUGCGGUCCCUCAACAGACUUGCAGUGCUACCAACGAGAACACACUAGACAUCAAGGGUAUCUUCAAUUAUGACAGUGUUGAUGUUGCGGAUCCCACAACCAUCACGAGCAUAAGCGCAGACAACUGUGAUGAUGAGCCGGUUGUACCAUUUGUUGCACUCAACGUGGAUGAUGCUGGACUCGAGGACGUUUUUGACAUUGGUAUUGAUACCACAACCGGGUUGUUUCGUUGGACUAUUAACAGCAAUCCCUUCCUCAGCGACUGGGGCUCACCUACUCUUCAGCAAGUUGCCGAUGGUGUUUCUACAUUUGAUGUUGAACAGCAAGUGGUACACUUGAAUGAAACUGACCAGUGGGUCUACUUCGUCAUUCAGUCCACUUUCGGAAUCCAUCACCCCAUCCAUCUCCAUGGUCACGACUUUUUCGUCCUUGCUCAGGAGCAGGGUGCCACCUGGGCAGACGGGAACGCCCUCAACACUGUCAACCCGCCUAGACGUGACGUUGCCAUGCUUCCAGCUAGCGGAUACUUGGUCAUCGCAUACCAGGCCGACAAUCCUGGUGUUUGGCUGAUGCAUUGCCACAUCGGAUGGCACACUUCGGAAGGUUUUGCUCUCCAGCUGGUUGAGCGCCAGAGCGAGAUCGCCGCGACUGUUGAUGAAGACUCCAUGAACCAGACCUGUGACAACUGGAACGCCUUCCAGGAUAACAACGACAUUGUUCAGGAGGACUCGGGCGUCUAA
Truncatella angustata is the source of this 1680-nucleotide messenger RNA. RefSeq names its product multicopper oxidase. NCBI's taxonomy places the organism in Eukaryota, Fungi, Ascomycota, Sordariomycetes, Amphisphaeriales, Sporocadaceae. Gene Ontology annotation, molecular function: oxidoreductase activity; copper ion binding. The record is from RefSeq and is a predicted model, not a curated record. The coding region runs from base 1 to 1680 and encodes 559 amino acids. The transcript is spliced from 8 exons.